AUAUAAUACCAAACACGUUUUUAUAGCUAGAAACGUUUUAUCAUGUGCGGUCCUUUGAAAAUACCUAAUUAAAAACAAUUACACGAUGCAGUUUGGUGAAUUUUGUUAUUUUUUCAACAUGAUUAUAUUGAUUGUAUUAUCACUGCUGAGUUAUUCGUCGUGCGAAGAAUCUUCGAGUCCGAAAUAUCCGGAAAAUACGGCGGAUAUAUCGUCGAUAAAUAAUUUAGCGUACAAACCUCCGAUCACAUUGGAUCCGCGAAUUCGUAAAGCUCUGCUGAACGUUUUGAAUCGAUUAGAAGAACAGGAGAAAAGCAAAACCGCGGAUACGAAGUCGGAUGCCCAAAAAUACGAACAACAGCAGCAAAUAUUCGAUACGAAAUCGAAUCCAAAGCAGUACGAACAACAAGUACCAGUGAACGAUGAUGUGAAAUGGGAGUAUAAAUCCAACGAUUCCGGUAAAGAUUACGGUUUCUACGAAAUUAUCCAAGAUAAACCAUCGCCAACGUUACCGACAACAUCGACGACCAACGAUGAGAGCCCUGAUAAAGAAAAAACGGAAGACGAACCGGGAGCACUUUUUUUCCAAGUACCUGAUAAACAGGAGGAAGCAAGUAAAGAGAAACACGAAAGCUUGAAUUUGCAAGAAACAAAAAGCGCCUUAACUUCGGAUCUGAUAUUUGGUCAUUUGGAAGAUGAAAUAAAACAGGAGCGUAAAAACACGAAAGAUUCAAAUAACACGUCAAAUUCGCAGUCAGAAAGCGCCGAAGAAGACGUAGAAGUAUUUCAAGCUCCUUUAUUAACAGCUUUUACGUUGGAACAAGACGAACGAGGAUUACCGCGAAGGAUCAUACCUUUGGAUACGGCUGAACUGAGUUCCAUUUUGGACAAUAAAAUCAACGUUGAUCCUACCCAAGAAAUCAGAAAAGCUCGCGAACAGCAGAAUACACGUUCCUCAGAACCCCCUGCACUUCCGCAAAAUGACCAGAAACGUUACCAGUUAAAUUUAGAAUCCCAGUUGCUACAAUUACAAGAACAAAAACGUCAGCUCGAUUUAGAAAAACAGAGAUUUCUGAUCGAGCAAGAAAAACAAAAGUUUUUCGCGGAGCAAGAAAACAAUCGUAGAUUAAAAAUUGCUUUAGAAUUAAGGGAUAGAGAAAAUUUCUUCAGGUCGAUUAAGCAAAAUGAAAUACCAAGACAAGAAGUAGCGUUACAAAAAAGCAUCCCAUUAGAAAUUUAUAAUAAACCUGUUAUUUUACAGCCCCUUCCUCUAGUUCCUGUACCACUUAUCCAAUAUAAGCCGCAGUUCGAAUUCCCCGAAACAGUAGAUAGACAAUUGCAAAAUUUAUUUCAAAGAUCAGGAAUAACUCAAGGUAAACACGAAGAUUUAAAUAUUGUAUCUAAAGUAUUGGCUUUAAAUUAUGACGAAAAAGAUAAACCAAAAAUCUCUGCCGAACGAUUACGUACCGCUUCUGGAAAUUUUAGAACUAAGAGAAGACCAGACGAUAAAUUUUGGGGCGUUUAGAAAAUACUUACCUAUAUUGAAUUUAUGUGGUUGGGUACCUACCUAUAUGAAGACCUAUUUGUAUCAAUUGCUAACAACGAUGGGUAUAUUUAUUGUGCAUUUCAUUUAGCAUUUAUUCAUAUUUAUUAUGAACAUUCUUCGUCAAAGAACGUUAUGAAAUGAAAGGAUUUGUUGAACUUGAAGAUGAUUUCAUUUCAGUGUUGCAAAACAAUGUGUUUUUAAAAAAAUACCUACAAAAAGUAGGAUUACAUUUUUUUUAAAUUUAAAUGUUAAAACAAUCAUAAACAUUGUUUUUUAAGACGUGUGUUCUGAACAGAAAAACGAAAAAUUUUUUAUAUCUCCGUUUGGUUUUUUUUGAUGUUAAAACAAUUUUAAAGAUUUCAACAUCACGUCUCGUUUUUUUUUCAGAAACUGAAUUACUUUCUAUGCCUACUAAAAAUAUGAUUGAGUUGAAAAUAAUACCUAUGUAUUACAAUUCAUUCAGUGUUUUAAAAUUUUUUUUUCAAACGAAGUUGAAAAUUUUUUUUUUUUUCGAAAAUUAAACUUGAAAAAAACGCUUGAAACAUUUUUUUUAAAAGCUCAUGUUUGUAUUUUUCUUACGUUUUAAGCGUGUUUGCGACAUGUUUUAUUCAAACAGGGAGAAAAUGAGAAAUAUUGUACUCAUGGAUUUUUUGUAUGAUUUAUUUACAUUUACGUAUUACCUAUUUUUUUGUUCAUUUGUUGCAAGGUAAGUGCACCUAGAAACGCUCACCUCUUUGAAAUUAUAUUUUCCCAGCCUAUUGGUUUAAUUUUUUUGCAGUUUCAAGUCCCCGAAUUCGUCAUUUAAUGAAGGUGGGCUAUAUUAGGUACACUUGCCAGUGUUGAACCAAUUUUUAUGAACAAUGGUAUUUUUUAAAAAUAUAGCCAUUGAAUAAAAAUUAGGUGUGUUUUUUUUAAGGUUUUAUACUUAAUCUCCUUUUUUUUUGUGAUUUUUGUACCUCACAAGUUACCUGUAUUUAGAAAACUAUCGAUUACCUACCCAAGAAAGCAUUCUAUUGAAUACCUACUGAUGUACCUACCUAUUAUGGUUACUUACCUUUUACCUAACUAACCUCAAGCUUUUUUGUUAUCAACGAUUUCUUAUUAAAAAUUACGAAUGUAUGUACCUACUUACCUAUGUAUGUACUUAUUACCGAUUUUAUUGUUGUAAAAAAUAAAUUCAAUUCUGGAUUUUUGAA
Planococcus citri (citrus mealybug) is the source of this 2739-nucleotide messenger RNA. RefSeq lists its product as uncharacterized. Lineage: Eukaryota; Metazoa; Arthropoda; Insecta; Hemiptera; Pseudococcidae. The transcript is spliced from 2 exons. Bases 86 to 1522 code for a protein of 478 amino acids. The record is from RefSeq and is a predicted model, not a curated record.